This is a messenger RNA of Striga asiatica, 474 nucleotides long. The record is from the annotation of a GenBank genome assembly. Lineage: Eukaryota; Viridiplantae; Streptophyta; Magnoliopsida; Lamiales; Orobanchaceae.
AUGGCCUGGAGUGGACGCGAUCGUGUUUUUGAGUUUGAAGAGGAAGACGGCGACAGAACUCCUGCACAUAAAUCACUCACUCAAAGUGUCAUACAGUCAUUCCAGAUCAAGCAAGGGAAAAAAAAAAAUAAUAGCACAAUAAUUGAAACAUUACACCAUUUACAAACAACGAGAGAACCAACCCCAAAAUGCCGCUCACUCACACGCGAUCUUGGUGUCGAAACUGCUGAGACAUAUGGCGAACGCCUGGAAGGCAGAGAUCGGAUAUCGAUAAUCCAUGGUGAAAACAUCUUUCCCAACCUUCCCAAACUGCAAAAUCACCCUAUCAUGCUCUGGGCCCGAAAGCCCGUUCUCGGGAGAUGCAACAAGCUGGAAAUUCUUGACAGAGGCCACCGUAACCCGUCCAUGGAAAUUCAAGCACCAACACUGGAGCUGCUCGUGCCACCGAGGGGCCUUGUUUCUCAACACAAGUGA